GCUUGCUGGAAAAAUAAGAGUACCAACAUGAUUUCCAAAAGGAUUUUAGUUAUAAAGCAUGUUAAUAAUGGACAACUAAAUUAGUAUUGGUAUUUUUCAUAGAGUGUGGAAUAAUUUAGCAUGUUUUGUGCUUUAUGUGUCAGUUUAUUUGUUAUUUAGCCACAUUCUUUAAAUGCUGCUUUGUGAAUUUAUUCUGUUUUUUUUAGGAGGACAUUUGAAGGAAGAAAUAUGUUAUUUGUAAAUCUUAGAAAAUGUUAACGUUUCAUACAAAUGUUAAUUUCUUGUACAUAUUUGACCUUUCCCUGUUUUGAGCUUGUCUUGUCUUGCCCAGAGCAGGGUGUUUUUUCACCUGCUAUUUCCUGUAAGAGCAAGUUUAUCUGCUUUGAGUUUCGGGGUAUAAACUGCAACUGCAACAGAAACAGCACAGACAUCACCAUGAGCACUUGUCCUAACUUGGAUUCGAUAUUUCUGGAAAACUGUAAUAACCAACAAACUUAUGGAGAAGAAACAUCUGUUGACAUAAAUGAGAGAUAAAAUAAAAGACUGUGGCUCAGGAUCAGCACAGAUGGAGUUAAGGCAGGUCAAAGAUGAUUUUCUUGCAUUUUUGAAAACACUGGGACUUGAACAGUAUUACCCAAACAAGCUGACUCUGAGGUCUUUGUUGGAGAUCAACAAAGCCAGUGAAUCUGAUGAAGAGGUUCACUCACUGCAAGCAAUAACAUUGGCUUUCCUACGCAAGUUACUGAUGGUUAAUUCAAAUUCAAGAUCUUUAAUAUGUGUACCUGGUGAAAAUAAUGAUACAGAUGACUUGUUUGCUGAGCAGAGCUGUGACGCUACCCCAAAUCUUCUAGAUCUCCACACUGCCCUCUUUGUCUGUGCAGACAGUUUCCUUCAGCAAGAAAUAGCACUUAAAAUGUCAAUGUGCCAGUUUGCAGUACCCUUUCUGUUGCCUCAAGGAGUACAUAAUCAAAGCACUCUUAUGUUAUGGGCUCUUAGAGGUAUCCUGAAAGAAUGGCAUCCCCAUUCAAUGUCAGAAUCUAAAGGGUUUGUUGAAGACAGUGUUGUUCAUGCAAAAAUUCCCUUAAUAUCGUUUGUGAGGCUAAGCAACUGCAGCUUGUCCAAGUCACAGAUUUUGAACCAAGUGCUCAACAAUUCACAGCAGCACCAUGACUUCUUUUCUCAUCGAGAAAUGAUUGGAGGAUCUGCUCGAAGGGUAAUCAGUAACGGGAUGGUUGAAAUAUGCUGGAAUCUGCCAUGUGGGAGAAAGAACAUUGAUGUCUUUCCUGAGGCAGUGGCUAUUGCUAAUUUAAGAGGAGAUGCUUGCACUUUUGAAACACAAUUCCGUUUCCUUACUCAGGUGUCCACGGCUGUCUUUGUGUUCCUGGACAGUGUUGAAAAAAACGAGCAAAGUCUGAUCGCCUCUUUACGAGGAAUGAAGUCCAAAAGCUUUCUUGUGGUCAACUCUCAGGAAAAUAUGAGUGAGAAAAUGAAGUCAUCAAUUAAAGUAGCAGUUGAUACUCUGCAAAUGGAAAGAGAUCACAUCAUUCUGAAAAGCCAAAACAUGAAUUUGGCUACUUUCUCAAAGACGAUCAGUUCUGCCAUUAAAAAAGUGCUAUGUAGGCAUCAUCAAUCAUGUGAAAUAGAGGCUAUGAAGGGAAUUGCUCAAGAAUUACAUAUGGGCAUUGAUGAACAUGAAAAUAGAGCCUGUGAAUCAGCAGAGGAAACAGCAGAGAAAAUCAUGAAAAGUAUUGGAGUUCGUCAAAUAGUGGAAUAUAAAAAGACACGGCUGCCACUACAAGGUGAAAACUGGAAAAGAUUGGCUCAGAUAGAAAAAGAGCAAUGCCGAUUACAACAUGCAGGGGACGUGAGUUUGGAGGUGUAUAAGGUUCGACUUCAAAAAGAAAAAGAUGAAAUAUUGAAGAAACAAAGCCAGUAUAAGAUGACAGAAACAAUGGACAUUUUAAUAAAGGCAUUGUCAAACUCUGAUAACACUGAGCGAGACUUCUUCCUCAGAUGGCUGGGACUAAAGCUGGACAUGCGAUCACGCAAACACAUGUCAAACCUUCGACACAAAUACAAAGAGUGUGAACAAAAGAAAGACAAACAUAGCAUAGCCCAAUUAGACCAGGAACUUCUUGAUUGUUCUCUUGGAAUAGAGCACUACAUGAGAGAAAUGGGACAAAUCUAUGAGGUUGCUUCAUUUGGUUCAAAUAAAAUGUCUGACAGAAUAAGCAGUCUCCCUACUCUGGCUGCCAAAUUGCUUCUAGCUGGGUUUCCUCUUGAAUUCCUUGAUGGAGAUGCAUCAAAUAUCCCAGAGAAAUGGGUGAGUGAUGUUCUCAUGGAGCUUCACAGGAUGGUUGGCCAGAAGAGCCGUUUGCUGGUUAUUACUGUGUUAGGGGUUCAGAGUACGGGUAAAUCAACACUACUCAACACUAUGUUUGGAGUUCAGUUUGCAGUGAGCAGUGGACGAUGCACACGAGGAGCAUUCAUGAUUUUCCUUCCUGUAGGUAAAGACUCGAAGGAGGAGUUACUUUGUGACUUUGUCCUUCUGAUUGAUACAGAGGGUUUGAAAUCACCAGCACUGGCACAACUGGAAGACAGUUAUGAACAUGACAAUGAGUUGGCCACAUUUGUGAUUGGUCUGAGUGAUGUAACCAUCAUCAAUAUAGCAAUGGAGAAUUCCACAGAGAUGAAGGACGUCUUACAGAUAGCAGUUCAUGCUUUUUUACGGAUGAAGGAAAUUGGUAAAAAAACGGUUUGUCAUUUUGUUCACCAAAAUGUUGGUGGUGUAUCUGCAUAUGACAAAACCAUGCUAGACCGAAAAAAGCUCCUGGACCAAUUAAAUGAGAUGACAGUGAUUGCAGCUGAAAUGGAAAAGCAGCCUAAUGUGAAGAAAUUCACUGAUGUCCUUGAUUAUGAUGUGGAAAAGAAUAACUGGUAUAUACCAGGCCUAUGGCAUGGCACACCACCAAUGGCACCAGUUAAUACAGGCUACAGUGAGGCUGUGUUUGAUUUUAAGCAAAACCUCUUGGAGAUGCUUAAAGCAAGAAAAGAUGAACAAGCCUCUCAGAUCCCAGAGUUCCUGCAGUGGAUGAGUAGCUUGUGGAAGGCAGUGAAAUUCGAAAACUUUGUCUUCAGUUUCAGGAACACUCUUGUGGCCCGUGCCUAUGACAACCUUUGCAUAGAGUUUUCUGAAUGGCAAUGGUCUUUCAGAAGACAUAUCCUUGCUUUGUUUCCUAGUGCAGAAGCUCAAAUAUCGAACGCUGAAACCAGUUCAAUUCAUGAACUUGCUGGAGCACUGAAGGAAAAUUUACAUAAAGAGAUUGCAGUUCAAAACAAAGCAAUGACUGAAAAACUGAAAGACUUUUACAAAAGGAAAGACCGUUAUGUGCAUUUGGUGGAAAAGUACAAAGCUGAUUUUGCUAAUAGCAUUAAAUCUUUACAGACUGAAAUGACAGAUGAAGUGCGAAAGAAAUUAGAAGCUGCUCUUGAGAAGAGAAGAAACACGGAAAAAGUAGAAGAUAUACAAAAUAAGCAAUCUGUUAUAUUUGAGCACCAAGUCCUUCAGUUACUGCAGAGCUGCAAAGGUCGUGAAGAUGAUGCAUCUGAGGAAGAUCUCAAAGCAGAUUUUGAGAACAUGUGGAGACAAGAGGUGGGAAACAUCACUGGUCUUACAGAAAAAGAUGUUCCUCAUGAUGUUUUUAUGAUGCUACGUUCAAGUUUAGGAAAUCGUAAAGUCACAGAAUAUUUGCAGAAAAUUGGAGAUUUGACACAACAUGGGAAAGAAGAGUUCAAGGCCAAGAAGGAACAUGUGAAAUUGGGAAAAUUAAAAGGUUUAGUAUAUGCACAUCGUAGUACAAAGAAGGAUUUACAGAUUAUUGCAGUUGAUGCAAUUAACAAUUGCACUAGGAUGAUUGAACAGUUCACACAAUCUAAAAAUGAUUACCAAGCUACAUUUGCAAAAGAUGUGCUUGAUGAAAUUGAUGCACACCUCAAAAAAGCAGGCUCCAAAUUCACUACCAAAUUUGAAUUUGACCUGAAAUUACACAUUUGUGGCAUUGCUUCUCGGAAAUUCCUUGAGAUGCACAGAAAGUAUCUGGCUGAGCAAGACCCAUUAAAACAUGCAGAGAAAUUCAAGAGUAAGUAUCUCUCUGAUUUUAUUGAUUUGUACAAAACGAGGGAUCAGCGCCAAAGGAAAGCACAAGAAUUCACUCAGCUCUGUCUCAAACCAGCAGUGACUGAGUACAUCGACCAUGGUAUCGGACCUGACAUAGUUGAUGCAGUUUUGGAGCGUAAAUCUACUGAGUAUAGUUCACGAGCACUGUUUCAGUACACCAUCCUGAAGGAACUACUGGAAAAAUCCAACUUCACUGACUUUGUAGAGUAUAUUUUGCAUUAUGAGAAUUAUGUCAAAGACUGGAUAUACAAUCACAUCAUUGAAUGCUUCUCCAAAGACAUAUCUUUGCAAGAAUUGAAAAUAAAGAAGCUGGACAGUGUAAUUAAAAUGAUAACUAAAGCUAUGGACGCAUCUAAGCUUGAACCCAAUGGGUCUCCUUUGCCCAAUAAUGCAGAAGGUACCACAAUUCUGAUCCAAAACCUUUGCAAAGCUUUGAGCAAUGCCAUCUCAAUAUCCAUGAGCACAGUGGAGAGGGUCCUGUUUCAGAACACAAGUUGUUGUGAACCAUUCACCAAAAGUCUCUAUGAAUGCAUUGAUGACCUGAAACAGCAAAUAGCAAAGGAGAUCUCCGAGUCAACUGAUACCACUGCGACCCUGAACAAUGUGCAAGUAAAACCCCAAGAUGAGCUUUUCAAGAGGGUGUUUGGUUGUGGAGCACAGUGUCCCUUUUGCAAAACACCAUGUGAGGCAGGUGGGAAGGAACAUAAGCUACACCAUGCAGCUGUGCACAGACCACAAGGACUUGGCAUGUACACACACAUAAAGACUGAUAUCCUUUUUGAAGAGAUUUGUACAUCUAGUGUUCAUGGCAAUGGGACAUUUGACAACCAUGAAACAAAUUUCCAACCUCAUCCAUACAAAGACUACCGGAAAUUCUACCCAGACUGGCUUAUUGCACCUGACAUGUUUAUAGAGGCCUCAGAUUACUGGAAGUAUGUGCUGGUGACAUUCAAUACGCAAUUUGCUGAAAGGUAUAAAGCAUUGCCAGCUGUAUAUCCAGAUGCGUGGAAGACAAUCACUAAGGAUCAGGCUUUUAUCAGUCUGAAGCACAUGUUUAAUAUUCAAUAAUGGAUGACCUGCAAAAUAUUACUGCAGAAAUAUUGCCAUUUGUGAAGUGGACAACUCCAUCACUCACAGUUCCAUCACUAAUGUUAUCACUCAGGUGAAUCAGGAACUGGAGCACUAGUUAUGUCUGACAAUUUAGCCAUCUUCUUACUUACGUUUAUGUAAAUAUAGAAUCAAUGGGAUUGAAACAUUUUGAUGACUGUAUUAUGUCUGUGUCUGCAAUAUUAAUUCAAACAUUACAAUUAUGUUAUAAAUGCUACAAUUCUGUUUAUUAACUACUUUCCAAAAUUCAAAUGAACGCAUUAUUCAGAAAAUAUUGUAUGAAAGUAUGAGUAUAUUCAUAUUCAGAGAACUAACUGCAUAAACAAUGCAUAGCUUAACUACAUCAAUCUGUCAAUCAAAAUUGGUUGCAAAGGCAAAUGUUAUUGAAGUGUCAUUUACAAAUAAACUAAUCAUUUCUCAUAUUCAUUAAAUGAACCACUAUUGUCAUCAUACAUACAUUUAUACAUAUACAUAUGUACAUGUAUAUACAGUAUAACUAAACAGUUUAGCUAGCCUCAGUUGUAAACAUAUAACAAGUGUUAAUGCAAAUAACAUGAGACAAGACAAAAGAGAUUAUGUGGGUAGAAGCAUUCGACAGGGUACUUUACAAAAAGAUUUCAUCAGAUGAGUUCUCCAUACAUAAUACAUUACAAAGGCAUUUAGCAAGUAUAAUGUCUUCGGUUGGCAUGCCAAUCUCAGUCUUUUCAUCUGUUUGCGUUUAUAUUCCAUGUAUUCAAAUAACAGCACAGCCUGUAAUGUUUUAUUCCUUACAUAAUGCAUUGAAACAUAUACAUUUGUUUGGUCAUACGAAUCCUAAAUCACGUCUAAGCACGAGUGAGUAAUUCAUUACUUUUAUCAGCAUACCUUUGAUCAGCAACUGAAGAGACAUUACUGUCAAAUGUUGGCUUAUUGUUCUUAUUUUCAUAUUUGUGCUGAAAGUUUUGUAAAUAAAAUGUAACUGUUGCACAAAAGGAACUGCUUUGACUUGAAGGUUUAUCAAAAUUCAUCUCCAUUAAGUAUGCAUCAAUUUUAUUUAUGUGCUUAGAGGAAUUGAGGAUAAAAGAUAAAAGGCAAGGAUAGACAGAUGCUUCCUAUGCAGAAGUUUUGUUCGAAUUCUGAACUAUUACAAGAUAAAGCUAAUACAAAGUAAUAAUUAUGGUUUAUAAUAAGUAAGGACACACAAAACACACAACUUUUGUGUAUAACAGGGUUUGUUCUGUUGACAGUACGUAUGUCUGUAUGUGUUUUAGGAAUGAAUGCCUUAAUUGUUUAUUGUGGACUGGGUUAAGGUUGAAUGACUGAAGGCCAAAUGUUAUCACAGACAGUACCGCCACCUUCCUUACCUCUCACACAGGUUCAAGGUGUGUUUGUUGUUUGUAAAUUCAAAAAUUUCUUGGUAAUUUUCAGAAAGUGCAAAAGUAAAUAAAUAAAUAAAGUUUUACUCAGGUUUCACUCAGUUGUUCAUGGCUCUUUGGAGGAACACCUGAAGUUCCUUUGUACAAUCAUACAGGUAAGGCUUUAUUCUUAGUAGAAAUCUUGAAUAAAUCUAGAACAUUAACU
This is a messenger RNA of Ictalurus furcatus (blue catfish), 6844 nucleotides long. Its product is annotated as up-regulator of cell proliferation-like. Gene Ontology annotation, molecular function: GTP binding. The transcript has 4 exons. Bases 524 to 5245 code for a protein of 1573 amino acids. Lineage: Eukaryota; Metazoa; Chordata; Actinopteri; Siluriformes; Ictaluridae. The record is from RefSeq and is a predicted model, not a curated record.